UGGUCGAGGCACACGUUUCCCCGGCUGAUGAAAAUUACUGUAAUUGUUUGGAUAAACCAGAAAUUUAAUUGAACCGCGGUUACAGAAGCUGACGAAAUACGAAUGCAUUUAGUGAAAUCAGCCACGUCGCCAAUCUAUAGAACUCUGCGAACUCUAACGACGAGUAAUUCGAUGGCGGCCACAUUAGCCUCGGCCAAAGAUCCGCUAACAGGACCUCGGUACGAGCGGGAACCCAAUGUCCUGAGGAAAAAACUGGCAUCCGUGGUGCCGGGAACCGUUAAUCUCCAGAUUUUGGGCUCCGGAGCCAACGGAGCACCUUCAGCUGUUUAUCUGUUUACGGACCAAGCGCGUUAUCUCUUCAAUUGCGGCGAGGGAACUCAGAGAUUGGCUCAUGAGCACAAAACGCGGCUCUCCCGCCUGGAGCAAAUCUUCCUAACCCAAAACACUUGGGCCUCCUGUGGAGGAUUACCCGGACUUACCCUGACCAUUCAAGAUGCUGGAGUGCGCGACUUGGGGCUCCAUGGUCCACCUCAUCUGGGACCCAUGUUGCAGUCCAUGCGACGCUUCGUGGUGCUCAAGAAUCUCCAGGUGCGACCAAUCGAUUGCUCGGAAGGCGCUUGUUUUGAGGACUCCAUCCUGAAAGUGGAUUCUUUACCGUUAAUAAGUUCAGAAGAUCAAAAGAAAUCUGUAGUUAACUACAUUUGUCAGCUGAAACCAAGAGCUGGUGCUCUUAACCUGGUCAAGUGCGUGGAAAGGGGUUUGAAGCCAGGACCUCUCCUUGGACAGCUCAAAAAUGGACAGGAUGUAACCCUGCCCGAUGGCACAAUAGUUCGUUCAGCUGAUGUCACUGAGGCCAGUGAAACGGCUCUGUCCUUUGUUUUCUUGGACGUUCCCACUGAGGAUUAUCUACCAGGACUAUUGGCACAUGCGAAACGACUCAAGAGCUUGGGCGAGGAGAAGCUUACCCAAGUGGCCUUGGUAAUUCACUUCACGCCUCACCAAAUAGCUUCCCGGCAGGACUACAAGGAUUUCCUGGUGGAGAAUUUCUCGCCGGGCACCGAGCACAUCCACUUGAGCUCUCCGCUAAACCAAUUUUCUGGCUAUGCGGCUGCCCAUCGCAUUCAGCACCAGUUGAAUCAGCUGGCUCCGCAAGUCUUUCCACUGCUGGGGGAGCAGAUUUCAUGUCCAAGCCAGAGUUUAAGCCUGAAUCUUAAGAAAACCAAGCUGGAAGAGACCGAUGCUGACGCGAAAAAGGAUGAGAAGUCUAGUGAAGAAGGAGAACAGGGUGUGGUAGCCAUGACCAGCUUUCAUUUAAGGCCAAGAAAGGGUCUGGAUCGCACUCUGGAAUCCAAGCUCACGCCGGAGGAAUAUAUUAAGGAAACUCACGCUGUGCCAGGCUUCACAGAACUGUUGGCCAAAUAUAAAGAAGAUUACAGUUUCCCCGUCAACUCCGCUGACAGCUUCCCAAAGAUUAUUUUCCUGGGCACCGGCUCUUGCAUUCCCAAUAAGACACGCAACGUCAGCUCCAUUUUGAUCAAGACUGCGGUUGAUGCCUACGUGCUAUUGGAUUGUGGAGAAGGCACAUACGGCCAGAUUGUGCGGCUCUAUGGAAUCGAACAGGGGCAGAAGAUUCUGCGACAACUUCAGGCGAUUUAUGUGUCACAUCUGCAUGCUGAUCAUCACAUUGGAUUAAUUGGUCUACUUCGGGAAAGGAGGCAACUGGAACCGAAGGCAGGGCCACUCAUUCUACUGGCUCCUCGACAAAUCGAGCCUUGGCUGGAGUUCUACAAUCGCGAAAUCGAAACAAUUGACGACGCGUAUACUCUAGUGGCCAAUGCCGAACUUCUGGCUAACCCGUUAACGGGGGAUAAAGUUGAACCUUUGGGAAUCACAGCCAUAUCCAGCUGUCUGGUCAGGCACUGCCCCAACUCGUUUGGAAUAAGUCUAACUCUAGCAGCCAAGCACGAAGAUGAGCCAGUGAAGAUUACUUACAGUGGUGAUACAAUGCCCUGUCAGGACUUGGUCGAUCUGGGACGCGAUUCCACCGUGCUAAUCCACGAGGCAACAAUGGAGGAUGAUCUGGAGGAGGAGGCACGAUUGAAAACGCACAGCACAGUGUCGCAGGCGAUACAGCAGGGUCGAAAUAUGGAUGCUCGCCACACCAUUCUCACCCACUUUUCACAGCGUUACGCUAAAUGUCCGAGGUUACCAAGUGACGAGGACAUGCAGCGCGUGGCAAUAGCCUUCGACAACAUGGAAGUGACUCUUGAGGAUUUGCAGCACUACCACAAACUUUAUCCCGCUCUGCUGGCCAUGUACGCCGAAUACACUGAGGAGCUGGAGCAGCGAGCGGUCAAACGGGAACUUAAACAGGAGCGGAAACGCAAAUUGGUACAAACGUGAUUGGCAGCUGGUUAAGCGAGGAAGGAGCAGGUUAAUUUAUUUCGGAAGCUACUGUUAAUCUAGUAUUAGGGAAAAGUGGUUUAUUUAAGUUAAUUUGUUAUGCCUUGGACCCAUUAAAUGUACUCAUAAGCAAAGUAAAAACAUAUAUAUUUUAUAUAAAACAUUUACUACUGCGAAAAGGUUUGCUUUUAGCUUUUAAGCAUUUAAUGUUAACUAAUAUGUUGAGGUAUAGGUUUUAUAACUCAUUAUCAUAAAAUUUAUUUCCGAAACUUUAUUUGUUUUCCCAUAAAUCCAAUAAAACGAAUACCAUCCUCA
This is a messenger RNA of Drosophila ficusphila, 2718 nucleotides long. RefSeq names its product ribonuclease Z, mitochondrial (gene RNaseZ). NCBI's taxonomy places the organism in Eukaryota, Metazoa, Arthropoda, Insecta, Diptera, Drosophilidae. Gene Ontology annotation, cellular component: mitochondrion. Gene Ontology annotation, molecular function: 3'-tRNA processing endoribonuclease activity. Gene Ontology annotation, biological process: mitochondrial tRNA 3'-end processing. The record is from RefSeq and is a predicted model, not a curated record. The transcript has 2 exons. Bases 103 to 2403 code for a protein of 766 amino acids.